This is a messenger RNA of Colossoma macropomum (tambaqui), 4848 nucleotides long. It is a transcript of the gene foxo6a, whose product is annotated as forkhead box O6 a. The record is from RefSeq and is a predicted model, not a curated record. Gene Ontology annotation, cellular component: nucleus. Lineage: Eukaryota; Metazoa; Chordata; Actinopteri; Characiformes; Serrasalmidae. Gene Ontology annotation, biological process: regulation of transcription by RNA polymerase II. Bases 682 to 2646 code for a protein of 654 amino acids. Gene Ontology annotation, molecular function: DNA-binding transcription factor activity, RNA polymerase II-specific; RNA polymerase II cis-regulatory region sequence-specific DNA binding. The transcript has 2 exons.
GAGGAGCCGGGCAUGCUGCAGGUGGAGAUGGAUCAAAUACACUAUAGACUGUGAGAAAGGUGUGAAGGACGCGUUUGGGGCGGAUUUCUAUUGACUCCAGCUGCUGAAGCUGUCACCAUAAAUCAGCAGGCUGGUAAUGACCGAGUGACUGUGUGCUCUGCUCUCCAGACUUCAAGCUUCUUUUUCUUCUAAAGAGGGAUUUCGCGCCGUUUUCAUGGACGUAUAACACGCUUCAGUGAGGAGUUUUUUUCACCACUUUUGCCGUUUUCCAUUGCAAAGAUGGGAGUUUUCCGAGCGCAGGCAGUGCACGGCAUGCUGGGUGGUUGAGAUAUCAUCUGUUGCUGCAGCCGGCUUCAUCAAAAGCGCGAUCAGUCAAAAGCCCGCUUCAUUUGGACCCAGCAUGCUUGGGAGAUGUCUUUAACGGUUCCUAAAGCGCGUUUGAUCUGAGCAGAAAUGGAUUGUCCAACAUUGUCAUUGGAGGCAGCGAUCGUUUUUCCACGUUGGAUUGUGAAGACCCUCAGCUCUGCGUGUUCAGCAUGAUCUGCUGCACUCCUCCUGCUUAAAAGCACACAUUGCUCGGUCAGGUAAGGCUUUUUUUUUCUUCUGAGAGCACCUCCACCAUCACCUCCCGGAAUCACGCCGACUUCUCGCCCAGCACGCCCCUUUCUUCUUGAAGCGCAGAUGAUGAUGAUGGAGGACGACGAGCUGGAGGCGCAUCAGGUUGACGCUGACCCGGACCUGGAGCCCCAGAGCCGGCCUCGCUCCUGCACAUGGCCGCUGCCCCGUCCAGAUGCCUUCCCCGAAGGAGCGGAGCUGCUGGUCAAGGCGGAGCCGGACAGCGCGUCUUCGUGCCGCGAAGCGCUGCCCUGUGCGCCCGGACUGGACGUGGCCGGACAGCUGCGCAAAGCCAAGUCGUCCCGGCGCAACGCGUGGGGUAACCUGUCGUACGCGGACCUGAUCACACGCGCCAUCGAGAGCACGCCCGAAAAAAGACUCACCCUGUCUCAGAUCUACGACUGGAUGGUCCGCUACGUCCCUUAUUUCAAGGAUAAAGGAGACAGCAACAGCUCGGCCGGCUGGAAGAACUCCAUACGCCACAAUCUGUCACUCCACACUCGUUUCAUCCGUGUGCAGAAUGAAGGUACGGGGAAGAGCUCCUGGUGGAUGCUGAACCCUGAAGGAGGCAAGGCAGGGAAAGCACCCCGGCGACGGGCUGUCUCUAUGGACAACAGCACCAAGUACCUGAAGAGCAAAGGCCGGGUGAACCGCAAGAAAAUGGUUGGAAGAGCAGGAUUGGGCUCGGUGGCCCGGGUGGCAUUCCAUGGCUCCCCAGAGCAGACCAGCCCAACAGGAAAGCCUGGGACAGGAGCAACAAGUGUAGGGGAAGAGUUUGAGACAUGGACAGACCUCCACUCUCGGGCCAGCUCGGCAGCUUCCACACUUAGUGGACGUCUGUCACCUAUUAUGGCAGAAGGGGAGCUGGAGAACCCAGAGGAGGGGCGGCUAUCCUGCUCCGCAUCGCCACGUCUCUACCCUAGUCCCUCCAGCACCCGCUCCCCGGCGGCACACUGCCCUCCUGUGGAGCUGCCACAGCUAGCAGAUCUCACUGGGGCCAUCAGCCUGGAAGAAGGGUACCAUCACCAGCCACCACGCCACAAGCGCCCUGCCUACCACUACAGCAGUGGGUCAAAGGCCCAGGGAUCCUACUGCAGCCCCAUAUAUGGUCAACCAGGUGUUGGCAUGCUGCGCCAUCAUUCGCCCUUGCAGACCAUCCAGGAGAACAAGGCCUCCAGCUUCUCUGGCAACUUGCAGACCUACUCAGGCACAAAUGCCUUGCAGAGUCUACUUACUGGAGGCCCACAAUACUGUGCUAAGGACUUGAUGCUUGGCCAGGAGCAUGAUGCCAUGAUGGUUCCUCCUAGUAAUGGAACCCACAGCCACCAUCAUGGCCACAACAGCCACAAUGGCACACACAAUCACAAUCCUGCUCAUAGCCACAAUGGUACCCACAGUCAUAACCAGCCACACAUCUCUGCUUCGAAUGCAGCAGCCAAUCCUGCUCACAGCAUGAAUCACAGCCUGGGCCAGAACCAUCGGCCUCAUGGCCCUGCCACCCUUAGCCGACCCAGCGCUGGCCACAUGCAACCCUACAACCAUAAAGCUCCAUACCUGUACAGUCCUCCAGCUCAUGCACACCUCCCUGCCUCCACCACACUGCCCCCAAACCCUGCAGGCAUGCAGGGUGUCCCUCAGGACUCCUGCCAUUUGGCCACUGCCCCACACCCUCGCCACAACACUUUUCCAGGCCCACACCAGCAAGCCAUGGCCGAUGGUCCGUACCAUCAAGCUCAGGGCAUGGGGGGAGGAGGUAGUGGUUACCAAGGCUACCACCACCCCCACCACCCUUACCCCCACGAGCGGCUGCCAGCAGACCUGGAUGUGGAUGUCUUCCAUGGCAGCCUGGACUGUGAUGUGGAGUCUGUCCUCCUCCAUGACAUCAUGGACUCAGGAGAGGAGAUGGACUUUAACUUUGAUUGCUCCCUGGCACAGGGCAUGGGCAUCGGGAUGGGUAUGGGCAUGGGCGUAAGCAUGGGCCUUGCAGGCCCACAGCAGAACCACAGCAACCAGAGCUGGGUGCCUGGCUGAAACCCCCACACCUGCCCUGCCAUGAACAUUCUCAGAGACCAAACUUUCUGCAGGCCUCCUUAGAGGGGAGAUGCACUGUGCUUGAUUCACACAUUCCUCAAAUAAAGGACAAGAAUCCAGAAGACAUUCCUUAGUUUCACUUUCUGAGUUUCUGUCUUACUUUGCCUGCUCAUCUAUCUGUGUGCUGUUCUGAAACGUGUGUCCCCCUUUUAUCCAGUACACACAUCUGUUACACCCCGCUUAACGUCAACCACUUUUGCUCUUGCUGACAGAACGUGAUGACAAUCUCGACUGUGUUGCCCAACAUUGCCUUCUUCUCCAGUCAAAACUAAACUCUUGAGCACUUUAACUGCGUAAAACAAAUCCGUAUCUCACUCUCACAAUGGGGAGCUGGCUCCCGGGCGGCAGGAGCUGUAGCUGGCAUGUUGUUUGCUGCACAAGUGGGAAAAUCUCACACCCAUAGGGGGCCUGUAUGCAGAAAAAAAUGAAACAGAUUUCUCUGUUUAGAGAGGAGUUUCAGAGGUUUAGUUCUCAGAGGUAGUUCAGCUUGCUUAUUGACAGAGUAGCCUCCACUACUUUUAUUUUCAUUAAUUAAAUCCCACAUUGUUUGAGAACUAGGCAUUUGCCCUGUUUGGUUAACCUUUGCUUAAUCAAAAUCUGAUUUUGAUUGCAUAACUUAUGAUAACUGAUAACCAUACAUUUUUUCAAUAAUCUAAUUUUAAAUCUCAGUAAGCUAGUUUGUAACCUAGUCCCUUAUUUUUAACAAUCUGAUUCUGUCUGAUAGUUGCACUUCUUUUAAUGAGCCUUCGGACAACUCUACUUUAAUUGAAAUAAAGAUAAGCAGAAAAUUUCCUUGUUUUCUUGUUCUCUGUCUGUGUUAGAGCUCACCUCUUCUCCACGGCGAUAGCUUCAGCUCCCCUGCCAGCCCAGACCGGCCCAUCAUCCUUCACUGGCCCAUUAACGGUGGCUUGAUUGAAAUUCAGCGUCUUGUUUUUAAUCUCCAAAGUGAUGCUGCAGUGAUGCAUCAUUAUUGCAGAUUGAAUACAGCCCCCCCCACUAGGCCUCUCCUCCCUCUCUCACAUAAUGUGUUGAGUGAUGGGCAUGAUUAACACACAGUCAUCCCGCACUCAGGGAGUCAGUAGCAUUGUCCGUCUGUCCAGAAUAGGACACGCAAGCACGGAGAAAAUAUGAUGUGACAAAAGAGCAAGGCUUUAGUUUCCCAUUCUUUUAAGCUAAAACUGUUUUGAUUCUACAAGACAGUUUGGUCUCUCCUCUGUGUGGCUGAAUUGGGAAGUGUUGUGUUGUGUAGUAUCGCCAUGUCUGCUUCCCUUUUAUGGGUUUCUUUUUGAGGUGCUAUACGUCAGGCAUACUUUUGACCAGGUGUGAUUUUUAAGUCUGUAAUCAGAGACCAUGAAAACAUCUGUCAAAAUUUUGAUCUGUUUUCUUUGUUGUCCUCUGUUUGUAAAAGAAAAAAAAGGCAAACAAAGUUGAAAAGGGCUUGAACAGGGAAUGGUUUGUUAUAGUGGUUAGAUCAGCGAAAGAACCCUUGCCUCUUCCAUGCCUUCUCUCAUCCUAGCUGUGUGCGUGUAUGUGUGUGGUCUCUAUAGCUACAGCACCACACUCCCCCUGAGCCCCUGUCCCUCUCCCCCUUAAGCACGGCUCUGCUCCAUAAAGCAGGCGGGAGGGAAAUGGGGCGCGUCAUUAUGGCAAAAGGUCAAGGAUAGCUCACUCCAUCAAAACUCUCACUCAGAUAAACGCUACUCAGCCGGCCCGGGUUUUGUGAUGCUAAUCUGUGACGCAGUGGGAGAUCCCACAUACAAUUUUCGAUGUCAUUAUUUAAUAUUUGUCCUAGUCUUCUGAUAUGUCAGACCACACACUGCGUCCCCUGCUUUGCCUGUUAACCACAGCCCUGUGUGAGCUCCAUCACUGCAGUACCUGCCACUCUGACUGACUCAUCGGACGUAGUGCUUAAAAGAAGACGUGUCAAUGCUGAUAUCAGAAUAGUAAGCUCUAAUAUUAAAUAUUUAAUAUAUAACAAACGACUUAUAAUGUUAUUGUAUGGAAGCGAGGACUGACUUAUGUGUGUCCCAACUCCCUCCUUCCUCUUGUGUGAUCACUCUUUCUUUAUUGUUCCAUGACCUUUUAUUUUGUACAAAAAUCUAUAUAUUGAGAAUAUUGUAUUAUAGUUUUUAAGAUGGAAAA